Molecule: messenger RNA, 2214 nt
Organism: Ostertagia ostertagi
Lineage: Eukaryota; Metazoa; Nematoda; Chromadorea; Rhabditida; Trichostrongylidae
Source: the annotation of a GenBank genome assembly
AUGCUAUCUCGCCAUUCCGUUCGUUGCGCUCAUGCAGCAGCUGCUUCGCGUGCAGCUACCAGUAAGGCCGAACAAAUCACCAAGUUGCCAAGUGGUCUCACUGUUGCGUCCAUAGACAAUCAGGGUCCCAUCAGUCAGUUGGUGCUCAUGUUCCGUGCCGGCUCGCGUUUCGAAGGUCCCAAUCAACAUGGUCUUGUCCACUAUCUGCGUGAUUCCGUGGGAACGGAUUCGGCGAACUACCCUGGUCUCAGUCUUAUCUGGAGCUCGGCUGUUAGCGGUGGACGUGUCAGUGCGUUCUCGACGCGUGAUGUCUAUGGUGUAUCACUGGCUCUGCCCAGAGACGAGUCUUCAGUGGGUAUUUCGAUUCUUGGCCACAUUGCGCAACCAGCGUUCAAGCCGUGGGAGAUUGAAGAUGUGAGUGGAACUUCAGAUUCAGUUUCUCCUCAUCAGUUUGUUAUGGAAAGAUCAACUGAAAUCCUUAUUCAGCAAACGCUGCCAGCCCUCAAGACUGACAAUGCCUACAAGCAUCCCUAUAAUGUGGCUUACGAAGAUCUGCAUCGCGCUGCCUACCGCAACGGACCGCUAGCACGGUCUGUGUAUGCUCCAAAGACUUCCAUUGGCAAAAUAAGUCACAAGGCUUUGGCUGAUUUUGCUGUAAGUGCCAAGCAUCUUACAACUGGACAAGCAGUACUGUAUGGCAUGAACAUUGAACAUGAGCGCAUGGUCCUUUAUGGCGACAGUCACGCUCCCAUUGCCAAUGGGCAAAAAGUCGAUGCCGUUGCAAGCCCGUACAAGGGUGGAGAGUGGCGUCGUCCUGCUGGUGGUCCCAUGGCCCACGUAUUGCUGGCUGGUGCAGGAGCUCCGCUCAGCGAUGCCAAAGCGAUGGCUACACAGGCAGUUCUGCUUGCCUCCCUAGGGAGAUCGGCCGCUGUUCAGUUCUCCGGUUCUGCGGGAAAUGCUGCUGUUCUCCGCGCCGUUGCUGGUACUUGUGGCGCAUCAGCAUUCCAGGCCGCGUACGAAGACACUGGUCUCGUUGGUGUUUACAUCGUCGCCGAUGGCGCUCACGUUGCCAAAGCAGUAACAUCCGCAGCUUCAGCAAUCAAGAGCUACAAGUGCAGUGAUCUCGAAGCCGCCAAGCGACGCGCAACUAAUGAUCUGCUCCGGGCUACUGCCCACUCUCAUCCAACCUCCAUCGAACGCGCUACUCAGAUUCUUGCUGGACUCACAGCUGAGGGCGCGAUUGUUGAGGCGAUCCAACAGGUGACGGCUAGUGACGUUGAGGCAGCGGCAAAGAAACUUUCGAGCAAGUUCUCUUUAUCCAGUUACGGAAACAUCGAUGAAUCUGUUAUGAGCCAGCGCAACGAAGAUGAACAGGGUAAGCCUCUCGACCCUCCAAACGAUGGGAAUGCCGCUGCGGAAGAGAAACCGACGCAACAAACGCAAGGUUUUGAGGGAUUCACGUACAAUGAGGAUGUGCUCAAAUUUGAAUUGCCGCCACUGCCUGAUCCUUUACCGAAAUGUAAAGCUGCCCUGGAGAAGUUUGUAGUUCCAAAAGAGUCUGAUUUGGUCCGGCGGUCUUUUAUGCCUCUACGAACUCACCCGGAUCAUUUCAUAGAGGUCUAUUUUGAGAAUGUAACAGAGACCGGCAAAUCACGCUUGCCUUGGGAACUUGUGCGACCUGCGUUUUUAUGGAAAGUUAAGUCAUGUAUGGACGAAAUGGUGCGGUGGCAUCGACAGCGAGAAGGACCUGAUUCAGUCGAUUUGAGUGAGGGUUCUGAAAACAAGCGAAUGUACGAUUUUAUCUUGGAGAAAGCUGCUAAAUUCGAGGCUGCACCGUUUACGUGGCAAAGAAUUUGCGAACUGCUUAAUUCUCCAUCUCGGCAUUACCGGAAAGCUGAUAAAUACUUCCGAGCGCUGGAUAAGACGAUAAAUGUGGUGACCACAGUGUCUGAAGAUGGACGACGAAUGACUGGCAAUCCUCAAUACAUCUCCGAAACGCCGGACGUUUAUAGCAUUGAACAACUGUUCUUUGGGGACGAACGCCCUGACUGCGAUUUCUGGGAUCCAGAUUUCGCCUACAAUGCGCAGAAGGUCAGUGGAAGUCCUAACACGAAGGAUCAGUUAGAACCGCUUGAUAUGAGUAGAAAACGAGCGUAUUGCUCUGAUGAAGAAGUGCCGAGGAGUGAAGAAUCGGAUGAAGAAAUGGAGUUCUGA